Messenger RNA from Sander lucioperca (pikeperch), 2555 nucleotides. RefSeq names its product FAM20B glycosaminoglycan xylosylkinase (gene fam20b). Gene Ontology annotation, molecular function: phosphotransferase activity, alcohol group as acceptor. Gene Ontology annotation, biological process: protein phosphorylation. The transcript has 9 exons. Lineage: Eukaryota; Metazoa; Chordata; Actinopteri; Perciformes; Percidae. The coding region runs from base 488 to 1717 and encodes 409 amino acids. The record is from RefSeq and is a predicted model, not a curated record. Gene Ontology annotation, cellular component: Golgi apparatus.
AGCUCCUACAGGAGGAGGAAGUGUUUUGGAAGUGGACACGGCAGGCCAGAGAAGGAAUCGAAGGAAAAGGGCGGAGGAGAGGGAGCUACCGGGGGGGACUGAGAAAACGAUAAAGCAUCGUCAGUUUUAGCGGCAGGACAAUUUGUUAUAUUUAACCUAAAUAUCGCAGGACUUCACAUACACUUGGAAGCUACUUUGACUACGGCGAACGACAUAUGGCCAUAAGUUCUCGUCUGUCUCCACUCAUCUUCCCGCCCAGCCUUCUCAUUUCUGUUUCUCUCCCUCCAGGUGACCUCCUGUUUGCUCAGAUUGUAGCGCAAGGGAUCAGCAAGCUUCACCGUCCUUCAGAAGAGUUUGUCUGACGGGGCAGGUGGGUGGGCGGGCCACAGGGAGUUGCGGGAGCCAUGCAUCAGGGGUGAGGGAGAUUCGCUGCGGGGGACACACACAGCGUCGGGUGAGGAGGGGGUCGGGGCAGGUCAGUGUGGAGAUGAAGCUCAAACAGCGCAUGGUGGUGCUGUGUGCCGUGCUCCUCCUGCUGGGCCUGGCCAAGAUCUUCCUGCUGGAUGGAGGCGAGGGCUCUGCAGCCAGCCGGCGGGAUCUCAGAGCAUUUCGCAAGAUGGAAGCUGGCCUUUCUCUGUCCCGGGGAGCUCGCCUUACCCACACCCUCCAGUCUCCGUGGGAGAUAGCAAGCCAGUGGGUGGGCCCGAGAGAGGUGUACCCUGAGGAGACCCCAGAGCUGGCUGCUGUGCUCUCGUCCCUCAGCACUGCCAGGAUAGAACGCGCAGAUGUGGGCUAUAAGGGCACGCAGCUCAAAGCCCUGCUGGUGCUGGACGGGGGACAGAAAGUGGUCUUCAAACCCAAGAGAUAUAGCAGAGACUACGUGGUCGAAGGCGAGCCAUACGCAGGCUAUGACAGACACAAUGCAGAGGUGGCUGCUUUUCACCUGGACAGGAUCCUUGGGUUCAGGAGAGCACCUCUAGUGGUCGGGAGGUAUGUCAACGUGCGAACAGAGAUUAAACCUGUGGCCACAGACCAGCUGCUUAGUACCUUCCUAAUGCAGGGUAAUAAUACAUGUUUUUAUGGAAAGUGUUAUUACUGUCGGGAGAGUGAGCCAGCGUGUGCAGAGGGAGAGAUCAUGGAGGGCUCGUUAACCCUUUGGCUGCCGGACGUCUGGCCUUUGCAGAAACACAGACACCCCUGGGGACGCACAUACAGAGAGGGGAAACUGGCCAGGUGGGAGUACGAUGAGAGUUACUGCGAGGCGGUGAAGAAGAUGCCUCCCUAUGAUGCAGGGCCGAGGCUGCUGGACGUCAUCGACACGGCCAUAUUUGAUUAUCUGAUUGGGAACGCUGACCGGCAUCACUAUGAGAGUUUCCAGGACGACGGCGGCGCCAGCAUGCUCAUCCUGCUCGACAACGCAAAGAGCUUUGGGAACGCCGCUCUGGAUGAGCGAAGUAUCCUCGCACCACUCUAUCAGUGCUGCAUGGUUCGUGUGUCCACGUGGAACAGGUUAAACCUACUGAGGGGUGGAGCUCUGAGUUCAGCGAUGCGGCAGGCCCUGGCAUUCGACCCCAUCCACCCGGUCCUGGCUGAGCCACAACUCGCAGCCCUGGACCGGCGUCUGUCUGGAAUCAUAGCAACUGUCAAGCAGUGUAUGGAGGCACAGGGCCCCGAUAAUGCUCUAAUAGAGGACCGAAUAAACCUCCCACACCCCUAGAAGUAAGGGACAGGAGAAAACGGUUCAACAGGAACAGCCAGGACUUUACCCCACACGUCUGGAGAAGAGGAGAGGGCCCUGGUGUUAAAGAGAUGCAGAGUGAGUAAAUCGCCAGGGUGGAACAGAGACUGUGUAUUUCUUCCACCCUGGUCCGUUUUUUUUUUUAUUGUCACUCUGAUAAGACUGAAGUGGUCCUCUUAAAGGAAUCGCUGGAUUCAAAGUGGUGUCACCUUCUACUAUAUAAACUUUUUCUCAGGACUGUUGUACACUAUAGGACGGUAUCAGCUGUAAGAAGCCCUACCUCCCUCUACUACUCCUGCCUUGUGCCAAACGCUCCCUCCCAGUCCAGCUAUUCCCUUCUCGACUAAGCAGGAAGAUGUAGACACUCAGAGGAGCCGGAGGGAAGGUGAAAAUGAGCCACCAACGUCUCGAUGGAAGACACUGUACAGCCACGUUGCAGGAUGUUGGAAGCUUACAGUCAAAGACAUUGAAAAGUAGAUUUCUGUUGAAUUAACAGGAAAUGUAAUCCAUUUUAGAACUAAAACUGAACUUUUACUGGAAGGAAAAGAGAAUUAACGGCCCUUCCUCCAUCAUUGUGUACAUAUUUAACUAAGUAGUGACAUAGAAUUAUGAGACGAAAGAAUAUACAUUUGUGGAUUAUAAUAUUAAAUAAAAUUAAGUGUGCGUGUGUUUGCGAGCGUGGGUGUGUGAAUGGAAGAGUGCCAUAUUGUGCCAUAAAUAAGAAUAGCUACUGAUAUCACAGGCUUGAAGUGAGGGGAAGCAGAGGGUGGGGGUGUGAAUUCAUCUUCAUCAUUAAACUAUGAUCUAUUUAAUUGUG